AUGGAACGCGAGCGGGCCAAUCAGGAGCGCGGCGGCGGCGAGCCCCGUCCAAUCCGCGCCCGGGGAGAGGGCGGUCAUUUGCAUAAGGCCCCAGCUGCGAAAGGGGCGGCGCUUCUGCGGAUGAAAGACUGGGGAAACUUUUGCAAAGGUUUCUAUUUAAUAUUUUCAUUUUUAUCGGUGUUAUUAAUCCGGGCUGCUGGGUCGGGAGGGGGCAGAUCUGGGGAUCUGCAAGAAGGGGAGAUCUAG
Messenger RNA from Podarcis lilfordi (Lilford's wall lizard), 246 nucleotides. The record is from the annotation of a GenBank genome assembly. Lineage: Eukaryota; Metazoa; Chordata; Lepidosauria; Squamata; Lacertidae.